This is a messenger RNA of Caenorhabditis sp. 36 PRJEB53466, 433 nucleotides long. Lineage: Eukaryota; Metazoa; Nematoda; Chromadorea; Rhabditida; Rhabditidae. The record is from the annotation of a GenBank genome assembly.
AUGAGUCUCAAAGCAUUGGCCUCGAAGACGGGCAACUUCCAACAACUCCGUGGACUUCUUCGGCCGCCAAAAAACCUCCCGUACAGGGGAGUCUUCCGAAAAGACGGCGAAGUCGUUCGCAAAGACGAGUUGCUAGUGAACCAAUUCAAAAUGAACUAUCAUCCCGGAUUAAAUGUAAGUUUUCAAAACUGUUUUACUUGAAAAAAGGCAAAAAAAAUAAUAGGUGUAUUACGAAAACGAUCGAGGGGAAAGACUGCUGCGUGCUCAUUGUGACGGCGUCGUGCGAAUCACUAAAGAAAAAUGUGAUCCGGAUUUUGGAGUCGAGGAAAUGAAGGGAUACGAGUACAGGAAGGAUGUCGAUCUGUACAAGUUGACGUUCAAUGUGGUUCCUUUCGAUCUCUCGCAAAAGCACACUCUUCGACACGAAGUCUGA